Molecule: messenger RNA, 965 nt
Organism: Rhopalosiphum maidis (corn leaf aphid)
Lineage: Eukaryota; Metazoa; Arthropoda; Insecta; Hemiptera; Aphididae
Product: inhibitor of growth protein 4-like
Exons: 6
Coding region: 62-892 (276 amino acids)
Biological process (GO): regulation of DNA-templated transcription
Cellular component (GO): nucleus
Source: RefSeq, a predicted model, not a curated record
GUAUCUUAUACUUAUUUUUUUUUUCUUCAAUAAUUCUCAGCUGAAUCAUAAAAUAGCAAAAAUGACUUCUGUACUUAACUUGGAAUACUGUUUGGACGGUUUAGAGAAUCUUCCUAUUGAGUUACAACGAAACUUCACUCUGAUGCGAGAUCUCGACUCCAGAGUUCAACAACUGAUGCGCAAUAUUGACAAACUGACAGACGAAUAUAUGUCAAAUGUCAAGGGAUACACAGCAGAUAAAAAACGCGAAAUGUUGACCAACAUACAACGUCAGUUUGACAAAGCUAAAGAAUAUGGUGAUGAUAAAGUUCAAUUGGCUAUACAAACUUAUGAAUUGGUAGAUAAACAUGUCAGAAAAUUUGAUUCAGAUUUAGCACGCUUUGAAGCUGAAAUUCAAGACAGAGUCAUUAGUGCUACAAGAAAUAUAGAAGACAAUUCACAAAAACAAGGACGUAAAAAGAUUAAAGACAAAGAAAUUAAAAAGAAGAGUGCAUCGAGUGAAGAAGAAACAGCUCCAAACAAAACAUCUAAAAAGAAACAACCGAAAAAAGGAAUUACUAAAACAACAAGUGCAGCACCUAGUAAAACACCUUUAAAUAAUGUUGUCACUAAUCCAACAAACCCUACAAAUAGUGUAACCCAUGUUACAAUAGAAACUAGUUCCCUUACUGGUGCCGGAGUUGCACACUCGGCAGAAGUAUUGGAUAUGCCCGUUGAUCCAAAUGAACCAACGUAUUGUUUAUGCAACCAAGUUUCUUAUGGUGAAAUGAUUGGCUGUGAUAAUCCAGAUUGUCCUAUUGAAUGGUUCCACUUUGCAUGUGUCAAAUUAACUACCAAGCCUAAAGGAAAAUGGUUCUGUCCUAAAUGUAUAACAGACAGGAAGAAAAAAUAAUACAUAUUAAAAAUGAAAUAAGUUUUUUUAUAUACAUAUAAUUAAUGUAUAAUGUAUGUUAAUUUUCUUAUGG